AGGUUCUUGUGUGGAGACCCUACCACUAUCUCGUGCCUGUUUUAUCCGUUAAAUAAUGUAUUCAUUACGCCGCUCAUUUUUCAAAAUUUCAAAAAUCUUCUGUCCUAACGUAAACUGAGACAGAAAAUUCCUCUGCUGUCGUUACUCUCCUUGUCUUUAUCUUCUCUGGUGAGCAAUGAGCAUGGAGGAGCAGCCAAAGCAUUCAUGUGAUGGGCAACUGUAUCAGUACUAGUUGCAAACGGGGCAGCAGCAGGAGCAGGGGCAGAGACAGUGUCCCCCAUAUUAAGGACACUGCCACUCCCAAGGGCAUUUCAUCCAAUUGCCCUACACCUUCACACGGACCAAAUCCAAGCAAGGACAAAUUUGGGAAAACCCAGUGCAUUUCUCCACAGAAGCCCAGUGUUGAAGUAGUAGAUUGUACUGAAGAGAAACGGGUGGUUGUCCAUGAGACUUUGAGGGAUGCUCACAGCUCCCCUGCUCGGGUCCCCAUUAAAUCUCUCAAGGAAAACAAGAAUGUUAACUUGUCAUCGCAGACUUUCAAGCCAGCCAGGGCAUUCUCUGGCAAGCCCAUCGACAGACAGAUUCAUGUUGGUAGACGGAGUCAGGAAUCGACUCCCACUAGGCCUCGGCCUUGUAGAACUGCUGCGUCUCCAGCUAGGGGAUUCGAACAUACGAGCUCCAGGAAACCCGAUUUUGUCGAACCUAGGCCUCAGAAAGUCCCCGUCAAGAGACAGAAUUUUGGGGAAUUGAGAUCUGGGUCGCCGUCGUUCAGAGCCACCAAGGGUUGUACAGGGAGUGGGAUGAAAAGUGGGGAUUCUUUGAAGAGGGCUAAUUCUUCGAGGAGGACUAAUCAGAUCAGGGGUAAGGAUAUAGCUUGUUUUGAGCCACAGAAAUUGGAGGAAGAGGUUGCAGAAAAACCUAAAAAUGUAUGUGAAUUGCCUGCUGAAAUUGCUAGUGUCACAGAGUCAGAGUUUGAUUCGACCUUGCCGCCAGUUGAUCUCGAGAACCCUCUUAUUUCUUUGGAUUGUUUUAUUUUUCUGUAAUUAGAUUUGAGUCGCCCAUGUAUAUGAUCACACACAAGGGGUUUUGUAAGGGGGACAGCGGCUGUUCGGGUUUAAAAUCCAGAUCAAAGUGGUAAUGUUAAUGGGCUCAUUAUAGAGAACUAUUCACAAUGUAGUGUGCCGGUAUUAUAGGCACUUUUACAGAUUGAAAAAGCCUCUACUGAAUCUUUCUCCAUCAAGUCGUAUCAGAGCGUGGAGGUUGAGGUAGAGAAGUGGGCUAAGUCCUGACCAGAACAGUUUAAGGCGAUGGAUUACUGAUCUUUAAGGGGAGCGGUAUUAAGAAGAGAAUUAGUUCAAAGAGAAAGCUGAUUAUAUGUAGGAGGAAUGCAGGAAACUUGUGAGUUUAAGUGAAGAAUUGCCCUGAAAAUUGAUGGCUCUUAAAACUUAAGGUGCAGCAGCAAGGUGAGUGUGAAAAACAAAAGAGCCUGACUCAAAAUUGUGUCAUUGAAGAGGCACGCUGAAGCUGUGAUCAAGAAGACAUAAGCAUGAGUUUGGCACUGGAUAAGGGAAGAGUUUAUGUAUUAUUUCUGUCUCUUGAAAGAUCUGAGGAUGUAAACUUAUUUCACUUUGUGACUUAUAUUGUUUAAAUGAUCUUGUAUCUUAUGUAA
Molecule: messenger RNA, 1669 nt
Organism: Cryptomeria japonica (Japanese cedar)
Lineage: Eukaryota; Viridiplantae; Streptophyta; Pinopsida; Cupressales; Cupressaceae
Exons: 2
Coding region: 210-1043 (277 amino acids)
Source: RefSeq, a predicted model, not a curated record